Canis lupus familiaris (dog) is the source of this 1896-nucleotide messenger RNA. It is a transcript of the gene TNFSF13B, whose product is annotated as TNF superfamily member 13b. The record is from RefSeq and is marked provisional. Lineage: Eukaryota; Metazoa; Chordata; Mammalia; Carnivora; Canidae. Gene Ontology annotation, molecular function: receptor ligand activity; tumor necrosis factor receptor binding. Gene Ontology annotation, biological process: immune response. Gene Ontology annotation, cellular component: membrane.
AUUGGGCAAUCGAAUAGAAGGGCCAGUGCCAGGAAGACCUAUCAUACCGGGGGGGCCCCGCGAUGCGGCCAGGCAGACGGAGGGAAGCUCAGGAGAGCUCUCCUGAGGGCGACCACGGGGCCAGGCCAUGUAGUCCGUGUAGGACAUGAGCAAGCACAGCUCACAGGAAAUGAUCCGGUCCCUGCGCUCACUUACUCGAAAGGUCCAAACCUUCAAAGUUGCGGGAGUGCCAUGGAUGGCUGCACAGAAGGCCAGCAGUCACGCCUUUCUCCUUGCCUUGAGAGGGGAGAAGAAAUGAAACUGAAGGAGUGUGUCUCCAUCCUCCCCCUGAAGGAAAGCCCCUCUGUCCCAUGCUCCAAAGAUGGAACGCUGCUGGCCGUGACCCUGCUACUGGCCCUGACGGCCUGCUGCCUCUCCGUGGUGUCUUUCCACAGGGCGGCUGCCUUGCAAGCGGAGCUGGGGAGCCUCCGGGCGGAGCUGCGGGAACAGCACGCUGAGCCUGAGCGGCUGCCAGGCCCUCCGCAGGCCAGAGCCAGGGCCCCCAGGGCAGCCAUGCGGGAGACCCCAGCUGUCACCUCAGCUCUGAACGGAAUCUUGGCACCAUCCGCUGCAGGAGAAGGCAACUCCAGCCAAAGCAGCAGAAACAAGCGUGCCAUUCAGGGGCCGGAAGAAACAGUCACUCAGGACUGCUUGCAACUGAUUGCAGACAGUGACACACCUACUAUACGAAAAGGAGCUUACACAUUUGUUCCAUGGCUGCUCAGCUUUAAAAGGGGAAGAGCUCUGGAGGAGAAAGAAAAUAAAAUACUUGUAAAAGAAGCCGGUUACUUUUUCAUAUACAGUCAGGUUUUAUACACCGAUAACACCUUUGCCAUGGGACACCUAAUACAGAGGAAAAAAGUCCAUGUCUUUGGGGAUGAACUGAGCCUGGUGACUUUGUUCCGAUGUAUUCAAAAUAUGCCUGAAACACUACCCAAUAAUUCCUGUUAUUCAGCUGGCAUCGCAAAGCUGGAAGAAGGAGAUGAGCUCCAGCUUGCAAUACCGCGUGAGGACGCUAAAAUAUCACGAGAUGGGGACGGCACGUUUUUUGGUGCAUUGAAGCUUCUGUGACCUACUUACACCUCGUUUGUGGCUGUAUCCCUUCUUUUCUCUGUACCUCUAAGGAGAAGGCUCUUAACUGGAAACACCAAAAGGAAGAAAAACAGUAGUUACCGUAGCCUUCUCUGUGAGCUCUUUGUUUUGAUUCGCUAAAACUAGACCAAAACAGGAAAUUUAACAGACAACCACAGCCAAAGGGUGUCAUGUGAAUUAUGAGAAAUAGGGCCCAUUUAAGGAAAGAUAGAAGUAGCCUUCUCCCUAUAAUGCCAUGUUAAACAAUUUAGUCAUAGUUUCUUGACCUGGAGGAAGCACAGGCUGCAAAAGAGCAAGAAUCAUUUCUUCCAAAACGGCAUUCCAUCACUGCUGCACACCAACUGCCGGCGUCCACAGGACUGUAGGACAUGUGGGAACUCUCAGGUCCAUCCUCUCUCUUCGUGUGCAAUCUGCCAGUCUCUUUCAGUUAAUAUUGUAGUAAGUAAGAAAAACAAACAAAUCUUGCACUUAACACAUGAAAAAAGGAAUUAAAAGCUUACAUUUAAAUAUAUUAAGCAGUUGGACUUCAAAUUCAGGUACUAUUUAAAUUCGUCUGGUUUACUUCAAGUGUGCAGUUUUUACCUGUAAUAUUUUGUAUCACCUGAUGGAGCACCAGAUAUUUUUCACAGGAGGGAGGUAAUUCUCUCGUGUAUCUGCACCCGAUGUAUUUUUUCGUAGCUAAUUUCAUUCACUUCAGAAAUUUUACUGUGGGGUAAUUCCAGUUAUUACGCAUACGAGCAUUAGGUGGAAAAAAAAAAAAAAAAA